UGACCUUUGAAACUAGGUCACUUUUCGUGAAACUCGAUCGUCCCACAAAAAUAGAAAUAACCACCACCACAACAAACAACAGAAUCGAAUCGACAGCACACAGCACACAGCAAGAAUACCAUACUAGUAUCAUACCUUGGCUUGAAUACCAGCUAGCUAUCUACUAGUCAAGACGUCCUGGUGAAGCUUUACUACAACCGAAUUUGUCAAUUUUCACCAUUCACACGAUCCUCUGCUAGCUCAACUACUUCUACUGCAACUACUUCUACAACAACCAACAAUAAAACACAGCAGAAUGUGGAAGGAACGGGCAAACUAUACUUCAGGAGGAGGGGAUUUGGAAAUGGUCGGAACCAGUUCUGGCGGUUCUACCGAAGACUCGGUUACCUUUGACGAUGAAUUUGACGAUCAGGGAUAUUCCAUGCCGGGAGCUGGACAACGAAGAAAACUACAGACGGGAAAAUCACGAGUUAGAUGCUGCUGUUGGAGUUUUCUUCUGGUGGCUAUUUUGGCACUGGCAGUGACCUACUUUUUCAUACCACAAGGUCUCCUCAACCAGCUGGUGGGGUCGUCAUCUUCCGAUCAGGAUGAUAACAAUGCUGAUAAUAGCGGUGCACGAGACAAUGGCAGCAGCAGCAGCAGUACCACUCACAGUCAAGUGUCCAAAGACGCCGUCAUUGACAAUUCUGCCUACCAAGUGACUCUCCAACUGCCUCUCAAUUACAUUCAAGGAAAUAUGGUACUCUACCAACAUCGAAGAACAAAAACACCCGUCAUCACCAUUCUGCCAUACGAUAGAGAACAAGACGAUGUAUUUGGCAUUUCCUUUCGCACCAAACCCAGCAAUUCACAUGGAGCACCGCAUGUAUUGGAACAUUCCGUACUGGCGGGAUCCAAAAAGUAUCCCAUCAAAGAUCCAUUCACACAAGUACUCAAGGGGUCGCUACAAACAUUUGUCAAUGCAUGGACGGCAGAUGACUUGACGUCCUAUAUUUGUGCCUCUCGCAAUGACGUUGACAUGAAAAAUCUCAUGAGUGUUUACAUGGACGCCGUAUUUGCACCACUCGUCGUCGAAGGAGAACGAGGAAUACCCAUCUUUCGACAAGAAGGAUGGAGGGUAGAAAUGAAUGAAACGGGAGAACCCGUUUUCAAUGGAGUCGUUCUCAGUGAAAUGAAGGGAGCCAUGGCCAAUCCAGAGGAAAUAUUGGGAGAAUUCGUCAAACAAAUUAUAUUUCCCGACACCGUGUAUCAGUACAAUUCGGGAGGAGAACCCAAAGUCAUUCCGGAUCUCAGCCAUGCCGAACUCAUCGAAUUCUACAAGACAUUCUACCAUCCUUCCAAUGCACAAGUAUUCCUCUAUGGAAGCAAGACUACCGCAGAGAACUGCUUGACACAGCUGGAUGAGUAUCUUUCGACGUAUGAACCGAGACCCGAUAUCCGGAAUGACAGCACUAUUGAAUUGCAGCCAUUGCAAGAUUUGCCGCCAACGAUGCUACGCAUUCCCAUUGUUGCCGGCGAUAGUAGCAAAGUCGACAAUCAUCAAGUCAUGAAGAGUUGGUUGAUCAGUGCUGACGGGAAUACCACGGACGAUGACUUUCAACGACAAAACAGACUGCUCUUUGAGGUCCUGGAUGAAUUGCUCAUGAAUGAUAAAAAUGGAGCACUCUACUUGGCACUGCAGAAUUCGGGCUUGGCGGGAAGUGUCAAAGGGGGCCUCGACAAUAGUUACUUGCAGUGGACGUUUGAUGUUCUGGCCACCAAUGUCAAUGGAUCCAAUGUCCAAGCAGUGGCAGAUCUGGCACACGAAACUCUGCAGCAAAUUGUUCACCAGGGCUUUGACGACAAGGAUAUGGAAGCUGCCAUGAAUACUGUAGAGUUCUCAUACAGGGAUAUGUCAUCUUCGGGUGGUCCGCGAGGGAUAAUGCUGUUCAUGAAUGUCAUGCAGACGUGGAAAUUUGACUUGGAUCCGCUGACGGGCUUUUUGUCCUUUGAAGAUGACUUUCAGGACCUCAAGCAACGGGUCAAGGAUCAGGGAUCGGAUCUCUUUACCGCAGUCAUCCAGGACAAUCUCAUCAAUAAUGGACACAGCGCAGUCAUGGAGCUAUACCCCGAUCCACUACUCGCCCAACAGAACGAGGAUGAGGAACAAAAGCGUCUCAUCAAGCUCCGACAGUCGCAAAAGUUUCCAACGUUGCUGGAUCAAGCCGACAGUCUGGCGGAACGUCAAGUCACGGAUGACCCUCCCGAAAUGCUGGCAUUGAUCCCAAGUGUUACCGUCCAGGACUUGGCAAAGAAAGGGUACGAACCUCCUAUAUUGAAGCAGCAAGAUAAAGACGGGUCAGGUGUCACUGUGCUUGUCCAUGAAGUUGCAUCUUCCUUUGGAAUUAUAUAUAUCGAUUUCGGGGUCGAUAUUUCCAUGCUUGAGUUCGACGACAUUAUUCUCAUAUCCAUCCUUGCUGAACUCAUGAUAGAGGGAGGUACAGACAAGUACAAUGUAGCUCAGAUUGCCCGUCAGAUUGGGACGUACACGGGAGGGAUCAAGCACGAGUUUCUGUUACACCCAAUUUUGCCGCCCAAUGCAACCACCCAGUUUCUUGUUCCCGAUGGAGAGCAUUUUCAUACGAAACUCUUCUUGCGUGGAGCUGCCACCAAAGAGAGGGGAGCCGACUUGUUGGAAAUCCUUUCUCAAAUCAUGUUUCAUCCCUUGCUUGAUUCCAAAGAGCGGGGCUUGGCCAUUCUGAGAGAACGCAUCGCCAAGCUGGAGCAACGGUUGGCUGGGGGGACUACAUUAUUUCCAGAGUGGCGUAUUCAAGCAAGAUACAGUGCGUUCGGGUUCAUAUCUGAAGAAGAAUCAGGAGUUUCGUCAUUGCCAAAGCUACGCAAAGUGCUGGAAACGGCUGAAUCGGAUUGGGCGAGCUUUCUGAACAGACUUACGAAUAUGAAGAACGCCAUUCUUCGCGGUAACCGAAAGGGCAUGAUCUUGAACCUAACUGGAGAAAAGGCGGUGCUCCAACAGAUUGCUCCCAAAGUAUCCCGGUUCUUGACAAAGCAACUGAACGAUCGCGGUUCCGAGACGCAGCUGCCCAACUUUGCCAAGGCUGUACACCCUUGGGUACCUGAAGCCAAACAAAGAAUGGCAGCCGAUUCUCCAGUUCGAAAUGAAGGUAUUGUCAUGGCAACCAAGGUGAACUAUGUAGGUUCGGGAGCUCCUCUUUAUGGGCCUUACAGCGCAAUUCCCGGCAGCACAGCUGCUGUGACCCAGUUCAUUGAAUACAACAACUUCAUGCUUCAAAUCCGAGAACGACGAGGCGCCUACGGUGCUUUUGCCAUGUUGGAUCCUUGGAUGGGCUUUUUGACGUACAUGACCUUCCGCGAUCCCAAUGUGUACGAAUCGCUGCGAGUUUAUGAAGAAGUACCUACCUAUCUGAAAGAGCAAAUGCAGCAUUCUUCAACUGCCAUUAAACUCAUCAAUAGUGCCAUUAUUGGUACAAUCGGAUCCUUGGAUGGCUCUGCCCCUCAGCCCGACAGAGCUGGCUGGACCUCCAUGAUCGAUUUCUUGAGUGGCUCCAAUGCCAAGAUUCGGCAGAGAUGGCGCGAUGAUAUCCUGGGUACCAACAACAAUGACUUUUUGGAGUAUGCGAUUCGUUUGCACGGUUGGCCUGCGACUGUGGGAGUUGGAGGCCCCAAGAAUGCCCUCUUGAAGGAGAAGGAUUUGAACUUAACGCUGAUUGAUGAGUUGUAAGAUAGUGAUUCCGUGCGUACUGUAGCUAUUACGGUACUCUAAAGGAACACACCAAAACAAACUAGCUAGAGAUGUCAUAUAUAUUUCCAAAUAAUGUACCGUACUAGUAUCCUUGAAUCACUGGUCUUGAAAA
Molecule: messenger RNA, 3875 nt
Organism: Seminavis robusta
Lineage: Eukaryota; Bacillariophyta; Bacillariophyceae; Naviculales; Naviculaceae
Source: the annotation of a GenBank genome assembly